Messenger RNA from Coprinopsis cinerea okayama7#130, 1563 nucleotides. RefSeq lists its product as hypothetical. Gene Ontology annotation, cellular component: cell tip; Golgi to plasma membrane transport vesicle. The coding region runs from base 1 to 1563 and encodes 520 amino acids. NCBI's taxonomy places the organism in Eukaryota, Fungi, Basidiomycota, Agaricomycetes, Agaricales, Psathyrellaceae. Gene Ontology annotation, molecular function: guanyl-nucleotide exchange factor activity. Gene Ontology annotation, biological process: exocytosis. The transcript is spliced from 4 exons. The record is from RefSeq and is a predicted model, not a curated record.
AUGUACCAUUUCCCGUCUACAGGUGCAUCAGGGCUGUCUAGCUCUUCAAGUAGCCACGGCAGCUCGAAAUCUGACAGCAAACACACCAGCUUGAACGCGACCCAGUCCAAAUCAGCAUCGAAUCCACUGUUCUUGAAGAUCGAGGAGGAACUGCACGAUGCGAGGAGAGUGAGGCAACAUGGUCAGGAGGACGAUCUUAGAAUGGCGUUGGAUAUGGUUAUCAGCAGAGUCUGCGAAUUGUCCAACUCGCUAAGCGAAGCCUACAAGGCUCAAGCUGAACUGGAAGUACAGCUGAACGUCGCCAAGUCGAAUCUGCAGCUGGUUAUCAUGAACAACGAGAUGCUCGAGGAAGCGCUCAAGAAGAACAAUGCGGCUGCACGGGAUCUGGGUUGGCGGAGAAGCGGCAGAGAUAGCGUUAGCAGCAACAAUGGAGAUCCCAGAGGCAGUUUGGAACGGUCGCAGUCGGUGGACUAUCCACCAGAUUCGCCUGCGUCAGCUGGGUCGGAGAGCAGAUUCUUCAAGUUCAGGUUUUCUGGGAAUUCAGGCCAUUCCUCUACACGGCCCAAUAGCCGACCUGGGACGCCCAACCUUUCUGGUCCUAGCAACUUGACCUCGCCCUCGAUGCCAUCGCUCACAACUGUGAACCACGCGAAGGAAAUCGAAGAACUCACCGCCGAGCUUGAAAAGGAGAGGGCCGCGAAGAAGAAGAUCGUUCAGGAAAAGGCGGCCUUGGAGGAUGAGCUAGAGUCGUUAUCGCAGGCACUGUUCGAAGAGGCCAACAAGAUGGUUGCACAAGAGCGCAUGAAGCUCGCAGAGACAGAAGAAGAGCUCAAGGAGACCCGAAAGGAGAAGGAAGCAUUACAGAGUGCCCUCCGCCUCCUCGACGACCAAACGCGAAGGCGGAAUGACGGACACCUGAGGACGUCCAGUUCGGAAUUCUCGUUGGUUGAUCCUACGGAUCAUGAAGGCGACAGCUCUUCAGCUUCUGGUUCAAGCCCUUCACCUUCGCAUCACCCUUCUAACUCAAGGACGCACUCCCGAUCUUCCUCGCAAAUUGGCGUCAAGUCAAUCCCCGCAUCACCCAUCACUUUGUCCGGCAGUUCUCUUCCGCCACUUCCGCCCUCCCCUUUCCCGGAUGGCAACCCACCACAACGACCCACGACGACCUCCGAUGAUUUAACGUCCUCAGUGAGAGGCCUCUCUCUAGAAGCACCGUCGUUAGACGAUGGAGAGGAGGAAUCGCAACCCACACCGAGAAACCAACCAUCUACCGCCACGCUCCCCAACUCCGAUACAUUCCCUUCUUCGUCAUCUUCGUCGACUGUAGGAGACCGUAUCUUAUCGUCGAUGAUGCUCGAAGGCAUGGACGGCAGUUCACCCUGGGCCGAUGUCCCAUCAUCUGCAACAACAACCUCGGCCCCCUCGUCGACUGAAUUGGCCUCAUCGCUUUCCGAGUCUGCUGCCUCCGCAGCUGUCUCAGGCGCCAGUCGUAAACUCUCCAUGGGAAGUGGCGGGAUUGGCAGCUCUGUCUCGAUGUACGCCGCGUACGCUGAUAUGCGGUGA